CACAGCAGCGACUCUGCCUCCGCCUGGAGUCCCUCCGCAGCAGCCCUGCCAGCGGGCCCGGGAGAGCCGCCCGCCAGCCCCCUCCGCGGCAUGCCCAGCGCAGGGCUUCUUCUAAGCGCUCCUACCUGGUGGCUAGUGACAGUUUUUUCAGUGCAACAAAUUUAUGGGGGCAAAUAUUCAUAUAUUGGUCCAUGUGGAGGACAAGAUUGUUCAGUUUGCCAGUGCUUUCCUGAAAAGGGAUCAAGAGGUCAGCCUGGUCACCUAGGGGCUCAAGGUCCAAUUGGAUCUUUGGGAUGUACAGGGCCAGCUGGUUUGCAAGGAGAAAAAGGACAGAGAGGUGAGAAUGGGCUGCCUGGGCCCGCUGGAGAAAAGGGUGAUAAGGGCCCAACAGGAGUCCCAGGAUUUCCUGGUUUAGAUGGUGUGCCUGGAUAUCCUGGAAUUGAAGGGUCCAGGGGCAAACCUGGCUUGGAUGGCUGCAAUGGUUCAAGAGGAGAACCCGGAUUUCCAGGAGAGACCGGGUGUAUUGGACCAAGAGGCUCAUUUGUAAGUUAUGAGCUUUAUUAUAAUACAUUUAAACUUUCUCUCCAGGUUAACAUCUUUUAAAAUUAAAGGGGCAUUAGACUAUGGCACUAGGCUUAUGGCU
Molecule: messenger RNA, 643 nt
Organism: Trachemys scripta elegans
Lineage: Eukaryota; Metazoa; Chordata; Testudines; Emydidae
Product: collagen alpha-4(IV) chain-like
Exons: 6
Coding region: 91-603 (170 amino acids)
Source: RefSeq, a predicted model, not a curated record